AUGAAGGCGGACAUACGAGAGUGCUUCCAAAGAAGGGAGACCGGUGUGUUUGGGGGGUUUUCUCGGGAAAGCUAUAUUCGGGAAAUAGUAAAGUACAUGCACGACCGAUACGAAAAGAAGCAGUGUGCAGAGCCUGCUGCAAAGAAGCCGGAGGCCAAAAAGAGCCGGCUGUCCUCGUUUGAGAACUACACUGAAACGACGUCCAUAAACAAGUGCACGAUGUGCGUGGUGGUGCCCAGCACGGGGCUGAUAGCUGAGAUUGUGGGCCGACUUCUGGAAAACCGAAGCGUUUUGGGGAAGGAGGUGAAGGACACGGAGUAUCGGAUUCUGGGGGACGAGUGCGACGACUUUAUGCUUCCGCUUAUGCACACCGAAAACGGAUUUGAAGAAGCAAGCAACAUGCAGGCAGACAUUCUGAUGACAACCACAAAGGCCUUGGUGACUCUGGGAGACCACAAAAUAGACCGGUCCAAGUACUUUAUAGCAGAAGAGGAGGGGCUGGCGGACUUUUCGCGGAAGGCCAAAAACAAGCUGAGCAUAUACGCAUUCCUGUCUGGCGUGGACACUGCUGUGUUUUUGGACGCAGACAUUCUGCAGCUGCAGAACGCGGUUUCACUCCGGGAAAGCGUGAAAAUACUGGAGGAGGCGCUUCCUGCGCCAAGGCAGAAGCUCAACCUGAGGUAUCUGAGCAGCGGCGCGGAGAAAAAGGCGUUUGUUUUUCUGGCAAACGUCAUCACGCCGUGCAUACUGGAGCUGGCAGGCCAAAUGCCGGAGCAUCGUGUAGUAAAAAAAGCUGCAGGGAGCCCCGCAAAGAAGGCAGGGCGCGCCAGAGCAGAGACCGAAAUCCAGAUAAAGUGGAACAAAAGCGUGCCCGAAAAGAGGUACAAGGACCACCACAUAAACACCCUUGCAAACGAGUUUGAGCGAACUCUGGUUAUUGUGCGCGACUCUAUAGAGAUGAAGGCCAUGCAGGAGGAGAUGCAAAGCAGCUCGAUGCUCACGGACAAAAGCAUUUUCUUUAUAGACGAGUUUACGCCUGGGAACAAAAUCAAAGACGAGCUGAAGGGGGGCGUGAAAAGGGUCUGGGUGAUCACCGAAAGGUUCAUAUUCUACAGGAGAAAGCGGCUAAGCAGAGUCAUUACGCCGUACAACCCGGUGAAGGUGUUUUCGUGCCACAUGGUGAACCCUCGCGUAUUGGAGCUGGCGCUCAAAGCCGUGGACCCGAAAAAAACAGAGCAUGCGCUGUAUGCAAGCCCCGUAAUACUAACAGCCUCGGACGAAAAGGAGAAGUACAUUAUAGAGGAGCUGCUGGGCAAGGAAGUCAGCACAGACGAGCUGUUUGCGUAUUCGGACGAAGUAACAGUGUGCCCGAUCGAAUAG
Molecule: messenger RNA, 1380 nt
Organism: Nematocida major
Lineage: Eukaryota; Fungi; Microsporidia
Exons: 1
Coding region: 1-1380 (459 amino acids)
Source: RefSeq, a predicted model, not a curated record